Notolabrus celidotus (New Zealand spotty) is the source of this 2441-nucleotide messenger RNA. RefSeq names its product zinc finger protein 853-like. The record is from RefSeq and is a predicted model, not a curated record. Gene Ontology annotation, biological process: regulation of transcription by RNA polymerase II. Lineage: Eukaryota; Metazoa; Chordata; Actinopteri; Labriformes; Labridae. Gene Ontology annotation, cellular component: nucleus. Gene Ontology annotation, molecular function: sequence-specific DNA binding; DNA-binding transcription factor activity, RNA polymerase II-specific.
CAGGCAUCAUUAAGCAGUGCUGAAGGAGGCGAAGAGGAAAACAGUGGCAGUGUGGGAGAGAGAGAGGGAAGAGAAGUUGGAUGGUGCUUUCCUUUGUCGCCGUGUCUUCGUGGAUACGACCAUCGAAACAGCUUACCCACGGAUCGUGAAAUCAGAAAGUGUGUCGCUGUUUUGACGGCUUAGUUUACUCCUCUGGGUUUCAUCUAUAGAACACGGUCCCAUCAGAACCUGUGGCCACAAUGAUGGAGGAAUCUGUCUCCACGUUCGAGACGCAUCUGACGGCCGUGAUGGACAGCCUGAUCCGAGCCUCGGUCUGCGAGAUCACCAAACUCUUCCAGGAGACUGUGAACGACUACCUGGUGGAGCUGUCCAUCAACAGGAGGGAGAACGAGUCUCUUAAAUUGCGCCUGAGGCUCACAGAGAACAAGCUGAGGACUGAGCGCAAGUACGGGCUGGGCUGGGCGUCCAACCGCCGCAACGCUGGGCUGUCUGCGGGGGAGGAAGGAGCAGGAGGGCGGCACAAGCGAAAAGUUGGAGGGGCCCGAGGCAAGUCAAAAAAGGGCUCAGCAGCAGCCUAUGGCAAAAACUGGCCUGGAGGUGUGUGGGAGGAAGGAGGAGGUGGCUGCGCUGGUGGUGGAGGCGGAGGAGGAGGAGGAGGAAGUGGAGGAGCUGUGGGGAUGGUAGCAGGAGGAAGAGGGGGGAAGGAGGCCAGGGAGAUGUACCUCAUCCAGUUCCCCGGGGAUGAAGAGGAUGAGGGAGGGAUGGUGGAGGACGAGGAAGGGGAGGGCAGCCUCAGCGGUGAGGGGGAGGAGACGGCCAACAUCAAAGAGGAGUUUGGUCAAACUGAAGGCUACCAACCCGCAUCUCUCCAGCUAAUUAAAGAGGCUUUGAAGAUGGACCCACCCAAUGAGGGCCUCCACAGUUCCUCAAGAUCUCAAAGCGAAGAUGAUCUGUCAGACCAUCCCCCGACUCUUCAUCCAAGUGAUAGAGAUGAGGAGGACUGGGAGGUGGGUUCAGAUGAGCCACCAGAGGGGGGCAUGACCAUGGACGAGCUGAGGGGGUUGGAGUCGGCAUUGAGGGCUGAGAGAGGCCGCGAAGAGGCAGCCAUGAAAACUUCCCAGCCUGUUAGCCCUGAGUUAAUGCCAGGCCGAGAGAGCAGCCUGGCUCCAAAAUACAUUGGUCUUGAUGGAAUGGAGCAGGAUGGAGAACUGGAGCCUCAGCCCCCCACCCUGCAGAGGGAGGAGCAGGUGGGGCAGAGCAGGUUGAAGGACGGUGUGAGGGCUGGAGGGGAUUUGAGGAUAGGCUGGUCAAAGAAGUCAAGGGAGGGGGACUCAGCCAGGGUCGUGAAAGGAGAAGACGUAGUGGAGCUUGGAGAGCCGGAGCACCCGCCCCACCUUUCUGCUCCAGGGAGUGUGGGAGAGAGCAUAGGAGAAGAGGAGGGGGGCAGCGACCUUCUUCACUUUUGUCCACAGUGUGGAGGAGGCUUCACAUCUGAGGCAGAGCUGGACGACCACCCCUGUCCACUAGGAGGCUCUCAGCAUCCGAGCAGUGAAGGAGAGGAGGGUCUUUACCCCUGCGCCCACUGUGGGAACACGUUCAGCCAUUCCUGGGCACUAAAGAACCAUGAGUGUGCCUGUGCUGCCGAGCGCCCGCACUGCUGCGAAAUCUGUGGGAAGCGCUUUACGCACUCACGCUCAUUGGAACGCCAUCAUCUGGUGCACACAGGGGAGAGGCCACACAGGUGCCCUCAGUGUGGACGCAGUUUCAGUCGUCUUGGCAACUUAGAGCGGCACCAGAGGAUCCACACAGGCGAACGUCCGUAUGGUUGUGAGGCGUGCGGGAAACGUUUCAGUCGUGUGGAGUACUUAAAGAGACACCAACUCAUACACAACAGUAAAAGGCGACACUCCAGUGCUCCAACUGUGGAAGUGGCUUCAGCGAUGUCGAGCAACUGAAGAACCACCGUUGUUUUUAAAACUGAUCCUUCAAAUCUGAGACUGAACUGGAAACAGAAUGCAGGUGUUCCAUUGAAUGUGGUAGAGCUUAGGUGAUGAAUGUGUCUGGUUGAUACUUAUUUUAUGCUCAGUGAUUUUGGCUUUGCCUUUUUCACUCACUUGAUAAUAAAGUAAAUAACAGAGGCCAAUGUCCAGAGUUUAACAGGAUGUCAGUUUUAAUGAGCAUUUCUCUGCAGGAGGAGAAGAAAAAAUCAAUCUCAGAUGUCCAGCAAUUUUUAUCUGAAGUGUUCUCAUUUCUUUGUACAAAUCUUUUACAUAUUUAUGAAGAUCAAUUCAAUGUAAUUUUCUCUCUUUUUAUCAGUAAUUUACUCAUGCUAAAGCCAACACCCUUGUUUUUUUUGCUGACAAUAUAAUUGACAGCUUAGUAUUUUAUAUGUCUGUGUUUUGGUCGUAUCAUGAAGAAAUAAAUGUUCCAAUUCAUCUGAA